CUUCCGGACUGUGCGUUCCACAUGCAGGAAGUGAGUUUUCAUCGACAGCUGCAGCCUGCCAGUGUCCGUGGAGAUCAGGAACUCCAGCUGUGAGGAACGGAGUCUUUAUUACACAUCACACGUUCUGUAUUCUCUCUGAUUCACAAAGGAUGGACAAGGACAGAAGUCACAGGACUGAAAAGAUAAUAAAUAUCACCCUGGAGAUCAUCUACCUACUGACUGGGGAGGAUUACACAAUAGUGAAGAAGACAUCCAAUGAGUGUGAGAUAACCAGCAGCCAUCCCUGUGUGUCUGGAGGACUGAGUAGAACCCAGAGCCCCAUCACGGUGCCUCCACCUCACUCACUGACACAUGAAAGACACAAUGACCAGAAAAUCCUGAAACUCACCAACAAGAUCAUUCAGCUGCUGACUGGAGAGGAGGGGGAGUAUAUAGAGGAACACAGGGGUCUGUACAAGGACGUGAUGAUGGAGAAUCACCAUCCCCUCACAUCACUGGAUGGGCCCAGUAACAGAGAUACCCCAGAGAGAUGUCCCCGUCCUCUGUAUUCCCAGGAUUGUACAGAGGAGAAUCACAGGAUCCCACAGGAGGAUCAGGGUGAAGCCCAAAUAAAUAAUGUUAAAGUCAAAGAUACAGAGGGAGAAGAAGAGACGUAUGUGACUGAUAUACAGGCAGAAGAUAUAGAGGGAGAAGAAGAGACGUAUGUGACUGAUAUGAAGGGAGAAGAUAUAGAGGGAGAAGAAGAGACGUAUGUGACUGAUAUAAAGGCAGAAGAUAUAGAGGGAGAAGAAGAGACGUAUGUGACUGAUAUGAAGGGAGAAGAUAUAGAGGGAGAAGAAGAGACGUAUGUGACUGAUAUAAAGGUAGAAGAUACAGAAGGAGAAGAAGAGACGUAUGUGAGGGGUGAUCAGCAGUGUAAGGAGGAGGAGAUCCCUACAGAUAUCAGCACAGCAGAUGGGCUCACAAGCAGGAACAUCUCAGAAGGACAUCUAAUGUUAUCCCUGGAUUCUGAAAUAACCGAUAACGACAGUAGACAGGAUUCUCCAGGAGCUAACCCCAUUACCCCAAUUAUACAUCCAGCUCUAUCAGCUGAUCCCUCUGAUCCUGAGAAAUGUUCUCCUGAUCACUCUGAUAUUGGUGCAUCUGUUACAGCUCUGACAGUAGAUACAGUAUUUCCCUGUUCUAUAUAUGCCAAAUGUUUUACACAGAACACAAAGCGUAUUACCAAUCAGCCAGCUAAGGCAGGUGAGAGUCCAUUUCCAUGUUCUGAGUGUGGGAAAUGUUUUACAUAUAAAUCAUAUCUUGUUAGACAUGAGAGAAGUCACACAGGUGAGAAGCCGUAUUCCUGUUCUGAGUGUGGGAAAUGUUUUGCACUGAAAUCACAUCUUGUUCCACAUCAGAGAAGUCACACAGGUGAGAAGCCAUUUUCCUGUUCUGAGUGUGGGAAAUGUUUUUCAUCGACAUCACAUCUUGUUAUACAUCAGAGAAGUCACACAGGUGAGAUGCCAUUUUCCUGUUCUGAGUGUGGGAAAUGUUUUGCACACAAAUCAUAUUUUGUUAUACAUCAGAGAAGUCACACAGGUGAGAUGCCAUUUUCCUGUUCUGAGUGUGGGAAAUGUUUUUCAUCGACAUCACAUCUUGUUAGACAUCAGAGGAGUCACACAGGUGAGAAGCCAUUUUCCUGUUCUGAGUGUGGGAUAUGUUUUACACAGAAAUCAGCUCUUGUUAUACAUCAGAGAAGUCACACAGGUGAGAAGCCGUAUUCCUGUUCUGAGUGUGGGAAAUGUUUUGCACACAAAUCACAUUUAGUUAUACAUCAGAGAAGUCACACAGGUGAGAAGCCAUUUUCCUGUUCUCAGUGUGGGAAAUGUUUUGCACGGAAAUCAGUUCUUGUUAAACAUCAGCGAUUUCACAGAUGAGAAGCCAUUUUCAUGCUGUGAGAGAAAUAAAUCUGCUCUUGUUGAACAUAUUAGACAUUACCCAAGUACGGAACCAUUUACAUCUUCUGGAGUAUAAUAAUCACUGCCGUCCAAUGUUCCUCAAGGGUGAAUCCGAUCUCUUAUGCUUUAUAAAAUAUACAUGCUACCACUGGGUGAUAUAAUCAGACGUCAUGGCCUGGUCUACCACUGCUAUGCAGAUGACCUGCUUUUUGCACCAUGUACUGAGAACCUAAUACCAAUCCUAAAUGGUUGUCUAGCUGAGCGCCAUGGGUGGAUGAUGCCAGUUGGCUGUGACUCAGUCUUUGUGAAACAUAAUAGAAGCUCACCAACAAAGGACAAGACUACAGCUUUACCAACCAUCUGGAUUUUUGCUUUGGUGUUCAGAAUUGCAAAAUACUAAACGUGCUGAAUCUUUGUGUUGUCCUGGUAUGUGGCUGACACAGACAUCAGGUAUCUGCCACAUACUAAUCCUAAUUAUUCCAUCUGUGGACCAUAGCCAGAAUCAAGCACUUGAUUCCCUCAGAAGUUCAUAGACUACUGCAAUGCCAUCUACCUGGGUCACCCAGCAAAAGAAUUACAGAGCUUGCAGCUAGUACAGAAUGCAGCAGCCAAGCUGUUACCUAACCAGCCCGUUCCUGCCUCCUAACACCCAUUCUCUAUUCCCUUCACCGGCUGCCUCUAAGAUGACAAAUCUAUUUCAUAAUUGGCUAACUGACCUUCCCAGCCCAACAUUACAUGGUCCAAGGUACUAGAAGCAGCUUCUGCCUCCUUACUGCCCUGCUUGCUUGCUUCUACAGAUGAAGGAUUGUUACCAGCAGUACCAAGAAUCUUCUGUCAUUCAUUUAUGGGUUGAACUUUUAGUUUUGACCAUGGAACACACUGCCUUGCACAGUCCAAGAGGCCUGCACUCUAGAGACCUUCACAAGCAGACUGAUGACUGUUACUCACGCUUUUCAUUAAUGUACCUCUAUUUACUUCCUAAAUAAUACAUCCCAAAUGCUUAGGUCUUUUUUCUGCUGUUUAUUUUGUAUCUUGUGCUUUAUGUAAAUGUGAAUGUCUAAUACCAGUUUCCACAAUCUGUAUUGCUGCACGACAAUAUGGCGGCCAUUGGAACGUGUUUUCACUUCUAGUUUGCCUAACUUGUUGCAGACACUCAUCUUGAUCAGGAGUGCUGAGUGUUUUCUGAUACAAGAUCCUAUCUAUAUAUACCCUGUACAUUACCAUGUGUAUUAGAGUCACCCGGGUUCCAUCUGCGGUGGUUUGUUGUAUGUUACAUCUAUAUGGUGCGGAUACUCCCCUGUAUGAUUUCAUAAUAAAAGCUUUUGUUUGCAUCUAA
Pseudophryne corroboree (corroboree frog) is the source of this 3276-nucleotide messenger RNA. RefSeq names its product zinc finger protein 436-like. Gene Ontology annotation, molecular function: DNA-binding transcription factor activity, RNA polymerase II-specific; RNA polymerase II cis-regulatory region sequence-specific DNA binding. NCBI's taxonomy places the organism in Eukaryota, Metazoa, Chordata, Amphibia, Anura, Myobatrachidae. Bases 150 to 1919 code for a protein of 589 amino acids. The transcript is spliced from 7 exons. The record is from RefSeq and is a predicted model, not a curated record. Gene Ontology annotation, biological process: regulation of transcription by RNA polymerase II.